This is a messenger RNA of Cucurbita moschata (crookneck pumpkin), 751 nucleotides long. Its product is annotated as thioredoxin-like protein YLS8. Gene Ontology annotation, cellular component: U4/U6 x U5 tri-snRNP complex; spliceosomal complex; U5 snRNP. The transcript is spliced from 2 exons. The record is from RefSeq and is a predicted model, not a curated record. The coding region runs from base 94 to 522 and encodes 142 amino acids. Gene Ontology annotation, biological process: mRNA splicing, via spliceosome. Lineage: Eukaryota; Viridiplantae; Streptophyta; Magnoliopsida; Cucurbitales; Cucurbitaceae.
UGAGACACCUUUACCUUUUGACUCUUCUGCGCGUGGUUGCGUUACUGUGUUAGAGAGAGAGCGAGAGAGAAGAGAGACAGAGAGAGGAGAGAGAUGUCGUACUUGCUGCCGCAUCUUCACUCUGGAUGGGCCGUUGAUCAGGCAAUCCUCACCGAAGAAGAACGCCUUGUGGUUAUUCGUUUCGGUCAUGACUGGGACGAGACCUGUAUGCAGAUGGAUGAGGUGUUGGCCUCAGUUGCUGAGACGAUAAAGAACUUUGCAGUAAUAUACCUUGUGGAUAUCACUGAGGUUCCUGAUUUCAACACAAUGUACGAGCUGUAUGAUCCUUCCACUGUCAUGUUCUUCUUUAGGAACAAGCACAUAAUGAUUGAUCUUGGUACUGGUAACAACAAUAAGAUAAACUGGGCCCUCAAGGAUAAGCAAGAGUUCAUCAAUAUCAUUGAAACAGUCUAUCGUGGAGCAAGGAAAGGACGUGGUUUAGUCAUUGCACCUAAGGACUAUUCAACCAAAUAUCGCUACUAAGACGUUCUGCUGCUUCUGCAAGUUCUUAUUGAUCUUAAAUUUUAGAGAUCGCGUCUCGAAAAUGUGUACUCUAUGACAUUAUUCGCUCGUGAAAAGGAUAUGGUUUAUUUUGGAUGUCAUUGUGUGCCAUGACUUCUCAAAACAUUUGAUCACUGUUGGACCUCUGAUGAGGGAAUAUAACUGUUUAUGGUAAACAAGUCUUUUGAUCAGGUAUGUUUUGGUUGAAUAA